AUGUACUCUGGGACAGUGGCAGACAUCAAUGGCAGGGACGCACUCAUAUACAGCAAACCCAUUCGAACAGAACAACAUGACUCUCUCUGGCUCAAUGAUCCCAGUUUUGUGAGCAGUUUUACGUACGAAAAUAGAAUUUAUUUCUUUUUUCGCGAGACUGCAGUCGAAAACAUUAACUGUGCUAAGACCAUAUUCUCGAGAGUUGCGCGUGUUUGCAUAGAUGAUCCCGGCGGCGAGAGGGUCAUGAAGAACACGUGGACAUCAUUCAGCAAGGUGAGACUCAACUGCUCCGUGCCUGGAGACUAUCCAUUCUACUUCGAUGAAAUUCAAUCGACAACGGAGCUGAACAAUGGAAGCUACAGGUCGACCAUCAUGAUGUCUGACCAGUCAGCGAUGCUCUACGCUGUCUUCUCCACGCCCAAGUAA
Molecule: messenger RNA, 426 nt
Organism: Helobdella robusta
Lineage: Eukaryota; Metazoa; Annelida; Clitellata; Rhynchobdellida; Glossiphoniidae
Exons: 4
Coding region: 1-426 (141 amino acids)
Biological process (GO): neural crest cell migration; negative chemotaxis; axon guidance
Molecular function (GO): chemorepellent activity; semaphorin receptor binding
Source: RefSeq, a predicted model, not a curated record